AAUAUAUAAUCAAUAUAAGCUUUUGUGUGCGUGUGAUAUUUACCUGUAAACUUAACCUCUUAACGCAAACUUUAAAUCUAGUUUGGAACAAUGUGAUAUAUUUACCAUGGUUAAAAACAAAGAUAGUUAUAAAUAGUAAGGACACCAUUCAUCAUGAACUCACUAGCAGUAGCAGCGAUACGCUUGGACGAAUCUUCCACAGAAUGGGCUUUCUCAUUUGAAGAUAAUAGAAAUGUAAUCGGAAAGAAAUAUUGGGGAGCUGCUGAACGUACGAAAGUACCAUUGCAUUUGUUAGUUGAACCAGAUGGUAAAACUCUUUACGCUUUUGGACAGGAGGCUGAAGGCAUAUAUGCUGACUUGAAGAAAGAUAAUAAACAUGAAAAGUAUUAUUAUCUUACUAAUAUCGUCGGAAUGCUGAUGGAAAACUACGGAAAACUAAAAAAUACAGAAAAGGAAGUUAUGCUACAAGAUGAAAUGGGCAAAUCUCUCCCUGCAUUGACAGUGUUUUCAUUGGUUAUUAGGUAUUUGAGAAAUGAUAUGCAGUCAAACAUCAAACAACUCGAAGAAAAAUCGUUUGAUUUUGAGAAAGAUGUGUAUUUUGUUAUAAUUGUCCCGGCGCUCUUGCAAGAAAGCCGAGAAAUCAAUCUGGUAACAGAAGCAGCAUUGGCGGCUGGAAUUGAUGCUAAAAUGAUUUCAGUUAGUACGGACAUAGAUGCUGUUUCGAUCUUUUACCAAUAUUCUGCAUCUGAGCACAACAGAUCUUCUGGAUGUUCAAGUGGAUUGAAAUACCUUAUUGUUAAAGCAGGGGCAGUUACCACCGACAUUAUGAAACAUGAAGUGGCGCAGAAAGAUGAGUUGAAGGAAGUAUCAACGGUCACUAGUUGUAAGGUCGGUACAACAUUGGUUGAUGAAGCUAUCGAAGAAUUUCUGAUCAAGAUCUUUAGAAAAGAUGUUUUUGAAGAGUUCAAAGCCACAAAGCGGUUUGACUUUAUUGGCUUAAAAGAUGAAAUCGAGGUGAAAAAGCAUAAUUUUGCAACGGAUACAUCAAACGUAACGUUAAAACUUCCCGUUUCUCUGAUGGAGCUACACAGAGAGUUCACUGGGAAAAGUAUUGAAUAUCAACAAAGAAAAAGUCCUUCAAACGAUUUUUCAUUGAUAAGUGACAAAUUAAGACUGAAUGCCAACAUAUUUAUGUCAUUCUUUGACAAGGCAACGAAGCAGGUUAUUUCAUAUAUCCAAUCGGAGCUGAGUAACGAAAAGUUUGACAUUCUUCUUAUGUUUGGUCAGUUUACAGAAUUACCAGUUCUUCGGACAGCAGUUGAAUCAGUGUUUCCAAAUAUCAGAGUUGUUUGUGAAUCUGAUAUUUUUAAAGGCGCUUUUAUUAUCGGAAAUAGACGAAGACCUGAACGUAUCACUAAACUGGCUCCAGCGAAUAUAAUGGUGGCAGCAAUUGACUUUGGAACAACAUAUUCAGGUUGGGCCUUCUCAUUCCUGAGUGACUUUAAGUCUGAUCGGACAAAGGCAUCCGCUCGAAAAUGGCAUUCUGGUUCUACGCAAACAGACAAAACGCCAACAUGUAUACUUUUACGCCCUGAUGGAAAGACAAUAGAGGCUUUUGGAUACGAUGCUGAAAACAGAUACAGAGAUCUGAUAGACAGUGGUGAACAUGAGAAAUAUUACUAUUUUCGACGUUUUAAAAUGUUGCUAAACAAAAAGCUUGGAGAGAAAAUCAACAGAGAAAUUACACUUGAAGAUGAAAUGGGUCGAUCAUUGCCCGCGCUUGAUAUUUUUGCCUUGAGUAUCAGAUUUCUGAAAGAAGAUGUAUUAAAAGCUGGUGACAAUCGAUUAAUAGGACAAAUACAGGUACAAGACGUCCAUUGGGUGCUGACAGUACCCGCCAUUUGGACUGACGGCGCAAAACAAUUUAUGAGAGAAGCAGCUAUUAAGGCCGGAAUCGAAAGCAGAAAACUGACGAUAGCUUUAGAGCCAGAGGCAGCGUCAAUAUACUGUCGCCAUCUUUCUAUAGAAGCUACAUUCAAUUACACAGGCGCCAGUGUGUCCUCUUUUAAACCCGGGACAAGAUAUAUGAUACUGGAUGCAGGAGGCGGAACUAUUGACAUAACCGUCCACGAAGUUAAUGAAGAUGAUGGGGUUAAAGAAGUACAUGCUGCCUGCGGAGGAAGUUGGGGCGGAACAAUGGUUGACAAAGAAUUUGAAGCUGUGCUUCUUGAUCUAGUAGGUGAAGACAUCUUUCAGCGAUUCAAAACGGAAAACAUGGAAGAUUAUCUUGAAUUAUGGAGAGACUUCGAGAUCAAGAAAAGAGCGAUAUCUCCAUCUGAUGAAUCACCUGUCAGAAUGAGGCUUCCUAUAACUCUGAUCGACUUGUUCAAAAACGAAAAAACCUGUACUUUGAACACUGUUAUAAACACAUCAAAAUAUGCAAAUGAUAUCCAGCUUAAUGGCGACAAAAUGAAAAUGUCCGCCGAAUUGUCAAAGUCUUUUUUCCGUCAUUCAAUCGACAAUACUAUCUGCUACGCCAGAAGCACAUUAAAAGAUAUUCAUGUUACAGCAAUACUAAUGGUUGGUGGUUAUUCAGAGUCUCCAAUGCUCCAACAAGCUAUUAGAUCUACCUUUGCUGACAUUGAAGUAGUCGUUCCGCUGGAGGCCUCAUUUUCCAUUAUGAAAGGAGCGCUUAUUUUCGGCCAUUUUCCGCGGUUCAUUACCAAACGCGUAUUAAAAUACACAUAUGGUAUCGAAACGACGACCGCUUUUGUAAGAGGAAAGCACCCAGAGAGCAAACGUGUCCAUGCUGAUACAGGCGACAUGUGCGACAAGAUAUUCGACAAACAUGUUGAAAAAAGUCAAAGUGUUAAGGUCGGGGAGCCACAAGUCCGCAAGUCCUACAUUCCAGUCUACAAACAACAAAAGCAAUUAGGGUUCUCAGUGUACGCUUCUGAAAUACCAAACCCAGAGUACACGGAUCAGAAUUGUUACUUUGUUGGAAAGAUGUUUGUUGACAUAGGCGAUGAAAGUGACCUGGACAGGGAGGUAAUGGUGGCGCUUACAUUUAGCGAUACAGAAAUCGUGGUGGAAGCUAAAGAAAAGAAAUCCGGGAAAGAAACAUAUGCUGCUAUCGAUUUUCUUGGCUAGACCAUUUCUAAGAUAAAGAAUUCGUGAGAAACAUGUUGUAAUGCACAUCAAUACUGGAAUUGGAAUAAUUGGAAAUGUUCACGAGGGAUAUAUUUUUGCUAUAUUUACGGUCUCUACGUUUUAUUAUUGUAAUAUAUAACCAUAUAAAAUUUAUUCAAAUAAAUCGCAAGACAUU
Messenger RNA from Mercenaria mercenaria, 3325 nucleotides. Its product is annotated as heat shock 70 kDa protein 12A-like. Gene Ontology annotation, molecular function: ATP binding; ATP-dependent protein folding chaperone. NCBI's taxonomy places the organism in Eukaryota, Metazoa, Mollusca, Bivalvia, Venerida, Veneridae. Bases 154 to 3150 code for a protein of 998 amino acids. The record is from RefSeq and is a predicted model, not a curated record. The transcript is spliced from 9 exons.